AUGUCCUCCUUUUUUUCUUCCCCCACGACGGAGUCCCACCUCACCACCGCGAAGACGGUGCUCUCCACAGCCGCAUCCGUGGCCGCCACCGCAAUGGUGAUCCGGUCGGUGGCCAGCGAAAUCCUCCCGGCGGAGUUCCGGGACUACUUCACCGGCGGCAUCCGCAAAGUGCUCUCGCGCUUCUCUUCAGACAUAACGAUGGUGAUCGACGAGUUCGACGGUCUCGUUAACAACCAAAUCUACGAAGCCGCAGAAACCUACCUCGGCGCCAGAAUCUCCCCUUCCACUCACAGAUUCAAAGUAAGCAAACCCGACACGGAGAAAAGCUUCACCCUCACAAUGGAACGCAACGAGUCCUUAACAGACGUCUUUAACGGCGUCAAAUUUAACUGGACCCUCGCCUGCCGUCAAGUGGAGUCUAGAAACUUCCACAAUCCAAGGGACCUGAACUCCACUUUAAAGUCGGAGGUUCGCUCUUUAGAACUGACAUUCCACAAGAAGCACAAGGAGAUGGUGCUCAACACUUACCUCCCCUUCAUUCUCAAAGAAGCCAAGUCAAUGAAGCAAGAGAGCAAGGCGUUGAGGAUUUUCACGGUGGAUUAUCAGAACAUGUAUGGGAACCCUAACGACGCUUGGGUGGGGACCAAUUUGGACCACCCUGCGACGUUUGACACGCUUGCACUUGACGGUGACGUGAAGGAGUUCGUGAUGGAGGAUUUGAAGAGGUUCGUUAGGAGGAAGGAGUAUUAUAGGAAGGUUGGGAAGGCGUGGAAGAGAGGGUACUUGCUUUAUGGUCCACCGGGUACCGGCAAGUCCAGUUUGAUUGCGGCUAUGGCUAAUUACUUGCACUUUGAUAUCUAUGAUUUGGAGCUUACCGAGUUGCAGUAUAACUCCGAACUCAGGCGCUUGCUCAUUGGACUGGCUAAUAGGUCCAUUCUUGUCGUUGAGGACAUCGAUUGCACCAUUCAGUUCCACGAUCGCAUGGCCGAAUCCAGAGCUGCCACCGCAAAUAACGACAAUCAAAAACAGGUCACGCUAUCGGGGCUGCUGAAUUUCAUUGACGGGUUAUGGUCAAGUUGUGGAGAUGAGAGGAUUAUAGUGUUCACGACAAACCACAAGGAGAAGCUAGAUCCGGCGUUGCUGCGCCCUGGUCGCAUGGACGUUCAUGUCCCCAUGUCCUAUUGCACUCCCUGUGGUUUUAGGCAGCUAGCUUCCAAUUACCUCGGAAUUAAACAACAUUCUCUCUUCCGAGAAAUUGAGGAGGCAAUUCAGAAAACCCAGGUGACUCCAGCUGAAGUGGCAGAACAGCUUCUGAAGAGCAGUGACAUUGAAACUACUCUUGAACAGCUCCUAGAUUUUCUGAGAAAGAAGAAAGAAAGUCAGGAACUAGAGGCUAAGAGGAAGGAACAGGAGUCCAAGGAUAAAGAAGAACACCAGAGGAAGCAGGUUGAUGGUGGUGAAAAAGGAGAAAAAAAUGAUGACGACGAAAAGGAAUGUAUAACUGAGUUAAAGGCUAUUUAAAAUUUUAUAAGAUCAGUCACUGACAUAAAAUUUACCUUUUUAUUUGGUUCAGACU
This is a messenger RNA of Abrus precatorius (Indian licorice), 1576 nucleotides long. RefSeq names its product AAA-ATPase At3g50940-like. The record is from RefSeq and is a predicted model, not a curated record. Gene Ontology annotation, molecular function: ATP binding; ATP hydrolysis activity. The coding region runs from base 1 to 1521 and encodes 506 amino acids. The transcript has 2 exons. NCBI's taxonomy places the organism in Eukaryota, Viridiplantae, Streptophyta, Magnoliopsida, Fabales, Fabaceae.